Messenger RNA from Phoenix dactylifera (date palm), 1452 nucleotides. NCBI's taxonomy places the organism in Eukaryota, Viridiplantae, Streptophyta, Magnoliopsida, Arecales, Arecaceae. The record is from RefSeq and is a predicted model, not a curated record.
UGGACAUGCAUGGUGAAUGACCAUGUUAACAUGUUUCUAAAAGAAAAGAUGAUAUCAUUCCAAAAACUACAAAGGAAGAAAGAUCCAAAACCUCCUCUUCUUCAUGCUCCUCUUGUCACGUUGCCACUGCAGCACUCACCAUGUUUCAUUAUAAAACAGUAGCCAAACCAUUUGAAACAUGACCCAUGAGCAUCCUCCAUCAACCACCAUGGACUCCUCCUCCUCCUCCUCCUCCUCCUCCUCGUCUUCCAACAAUCACCACCCACAUCCACCCCCUUCUCUUCUCUCCUUUCUCGCUGUUUUCAAAAACGUCCUCAACCAAGAGCUAAUCAGGAGCGUGCAUGCCUACCGAAUCGUUUCCGAGGAGGAAGGUGAGGGGAGGGAGCUGUGGGUGGAGAGGGAGUUCCUCUUCUCUCCCACCUCCCACCUCGAGAUCACUGCGCCGAUCCCCCGCCAGCUCCUCCUGGCGGAUCCAGUGGUGCGUGGUGGCGUCCGCCAUCGGCCGAGGUUCCACGAGGGACAAAAUAUUGGCCUUUGGCUUUGUAUUCUAGCAUUCGACUCUGCCACCGCCGCUGCCAUAUCGCAGCCUCUUCCCAUCCCUCCCAUCCUCUCCUUCUCCAGCAAUCCAAGAUUACAGUCUGUGCCAACUUUGUCCUGUGAUCUUCAAAAGGUUUUCCAGUUGAGGUGCGAAACCGAAAACCAAGAGCUGAUGCAUGUUGUUUCAGAAGAAAUCCUUGCAGACAAAGAAAAUGAGUUUUCUCGGCCAAUGAAAAAUGCACCUGAUUAUGAUGAAGAUCAACUCUUACACUCUUGUCCCAUAAUGAAACAAGCAACUUCAGAUAAUCAACAGUCCCCUGAAAUUGUACCUGAAGUUGGAGCAUCCAGGAAGAAGAAGAGAGCUGCAGCAGAGCAUGUAGCUAAUAUUUCUUUAACUGAUCUUGUUAAGUGCUUCAAUCUUCCAAUCGUAGAAGCUUCGAGAAAUUUAAAUGUCGGAUUGACUGUACUGAAGAGGAAAUGUAGAGAAUUUGGUAUACCUCGUUGGCCACAUCGGAAGAUCAAGUCUCUUGACACUCUUAUACACAAUCUCCAGGAAGAGGUUCAUAGACAGGAGAAAGAGGACAAAGCAGCUGCAGCCAGAGCAGCCACUAAGAGGAAGAGAAUGCUAGAAACCGAAAAGAAGGGUAUUGAGAGGAGCCCAUUCAUGGAGUUGCAGGGAGAAACUAAGAGGUUCAGGCAAGAUGUUUUUAAAAGAAGACAUAAGGAAAAAGUUCUGAGCAAGAAAUGCCAACAACCUUCUCCUGAGGUUCACAACUGCUUCCAUAAUUGAGUAAAUCAAAUGGUGUAAAGUUGUAGCUUUUGCUAUAUUACCAAUCACUUGCAAGAAGAAAUAGAGACAUCAUGUCAUUGAUUGCUCUAAACUAUAAUAGCAUUUCACAUAUUUUUCUUAUUCCA